AGCGCAGAGGACCUUGAUCCUAGCUCUCCUCGGGCCCUUUCUUCCUCUCGCUCCUCGCUCCCUAGAUUCUUUUCUAAGAUGGGUACUGCCAGCGGUGCCGUGGCCCUGCUGCUGGUGGUGGUGCUGGGAGCUAGCGUGUCCGGCUCCAGUGGGCAGCUGCAGGUGGGGUUCUACUCCAAGUCGUGCCCCAGCGCCGAGUCCACCGUCGCGUCCGUCGUCCGAGGAGCCUCCGCCGCCGACUCCACCAUCCUCCCCGCCCUCCUCCGGCUCCAGUUCCACGACUGCUUCGUCAGGGGGUGCGACGCGUCGGUGCUGAUCAAGGGCGGGAACAACAACGCGGAGGUGGACAACGGCAAGCACCAGGGGCUCCGCGGGAUGGACGUGAUCGAGAACGCCAAGGCGCAGCUCGAGUCGGUGUGCCCCGGCGUCGUCUCGUGCGCCGACGUCGUCGUCCUCGCCGCCCGCGACGCCGUCGCAUUCACCGGCGGGCCGUCGUUCGACGUGCCGACGGGGCGGCGCGACGGGAAGGUGUCCAACCUGCGGGACGGCGACGUGCUGCCGGACGUGCACGACUCCGCCCAGGUGCUCCGCUCCAAGUUCCGCGCAAGCGGCCUCGACGACAAGGACCUCGUCCUCCUCAGCUCGGCGCACACGGUGGGCACGACGGCGUGCUUCUUCAUCCAGGACCGGCUCUACAACUUCCCGCUCCCGGGCGGCGGGGUCGGGUCGGACCCGUCGAUCCCGGACGGCUUCCUGUCGGAGCUCAAGUCCCGGUGCGCGCCGGGGGACUUCAACACGCGCCUGUCGCUGGACCGCGGCAGCGAGCGCGUGUUCGACACCUCGAUCCUCCGCAACAUCCGCAACGGCUUCGCCGUCAUCGCCUCCGACGCCGCGCUCUACAACGACACGAGCACCGUGGACGUGGUGGACUCUUACUCGGGCCUCCUCAGCACCAUCUUCGGGCCCUACUUCCGGCAGGACUUCGCGGACUCCAUGGUGAAGAUGGGCAGCAUCGGCGUGCUCACCGGCGCCAACGGGGAGGUCAGGAAGGUCUGCUCCAAGUUCAACUGAGGCCCAUCACCAUCACCCAUCCCCGGAUCCAUAUUCCAUUCAUUGCGCUGCCGGCCGGCCGGAGGACUGGUUGGCAAGCUGGAGAUGAGAUGAAAAGCACUAGCCAGCCCAUGCAUUCGGACAUGCAUCUCGUGGAUGCAUGGCCCCGUCGCGUGGCGCUUUCAUGGCUUUUCUUCUUCUUCUUCUUUAAUUUAUUGUGUACAGUACAUGUUAUUGAAAAGAGAGAGAAGGGGAAAUUUAGUGGGUUCAUGUGAUUCUACCGCCAAGGUCUAGUACGUACGGUACGGCUGAGGGAUUGCAAGCUAUAGGAGGAUCUGUGCAGUUUUCUCUUUUGCAGCGGCUCGAAGCGAGAUUAAAUUCAUAGCUAGGGUAUAAGAUGUGCUUCUGUAUGCUUGUAUGUACACUACACACACCAUAUGUGCAAUUAAGUGGAGGUGCAGUCUAUGGUUUUGUCUUGGA
This is a messenger RNA of Hordeum vulgare subsp. vulgare (domesticated barley), 1530 nucleotides long. RefSeq names its product peroxidase 43-like. Gene Ontology annotation, molecular function: heme binding; peroxidase activity. NCBI's taxonomy places the organism in Eukaryota, Viridiplantae, Streptophyta, Magnoliopsida, Poales, Poaceae. The transcript is spliced from 4 exons. The record is from RefSeq and is a predicted model, not a curated record. Bases 79 to 1071 code for a protein of 330 amino acids. Gene Ontology annotation, cellular component: plant-type cell wall; plasmodesma. Gene Ontology annotation, biological process: hydrogen peroxide catabolic process; response to oxidative stress.